This is a messenger RNA of Penicillium cataractarum, 2559 nucleotides long. RefSeq names its product Zn(II)2Cys6 transcription factor. Gene Ontology annotation, biological process: regulation of DNA-templated transcription; DNA-templated transcription. Gene Ontology annotation, molecular function: zinc ion binding; DNA-binding transcription factor activity, RNA polymerase II-specific; DNA binding. The transcript has 5 exons. Lineage: Eukaryota; Fungi; Ascomycota; Eurotiomycetes; Eurotiales; Aspergillaceae. The record is from RefSeq and is a predicted model, not a curated record. The annotation marks the transcript as partial.
CUCUAUGUGGAGCCGAACUACUCCGCAUGCCAAACUCGUGUGUUGAUUGCGGCGCUGCGUUUGCCAGAAGCGAGCACCUUCAGCGACAUCGCCGAAGACAUCUCGGCUUACGACCUUUCACGUGCGAAGAAUGCGGAUCCACCUUCUCUCGAAAGAUGUGAGCUAACACAUAGCGAUAGGGAUACUCUCAGCCGACAUAUGCUAGCGCACGACCCUCUAGAGCAUGCACGUAAACGUCGAAAACAUCCCUAUAUCUCCAAGGCAUGCAUGUGCUGCGUGAAGUCCAAGCAGCGCUGUAACGGUGAGCUGCCAUGUGCAAGAUGCUUCUCGAAGCAAUUGAGUUGCUCCUAUACUGUGUCAAGAAAUGAACCCAGGUCAUUACCUAGCCCUGGCUCACCGCGAAGCACCCACGGCGGCAAGACUUCACAUAAUGGCUCUUCUGGUCAAGAUACAAUGUCUAUUGCUGGCUCGUCAUUAUAUGACAAUGAUCACAGCAGAGAUCUUUCCUUAUUGGAAAUCACGACAGGGAUGGGACUUGAGGCAGACACCAACUGUGUUUUUCCAGUUGUAUCACAGUCUUCAGACAAGCAAAGUUCCGGUACAGAACCUCCGCGUCAGCCAUCCAUGGCAUCCAUGGCCACAGGGCAUUAUAUCGACGACUUAUCCGCAAUGGCAGAGGAUAAUAACCUCGGAGAUUGGGGCUGGGGUAGUGUUGGCAUUCCAUGGAGUCAAGAUCGGGGUUUGCUGUUUGAGGAUGGCUAUUCGAGCUUCCCAUCACCUGUAACAGCCUUUCUAGAUGCUUCAGCUAAAUCAUCCAACCUAUCAACUGUUUUUAAUCUAACUUCGCCUGCAUGGAGCGAACCAGCAGCCCAGGAAUUCGAGUUUGAAGCUCCUGCCCCCAGCUUUACCCAGACAAUAAAAACCAGCGGUCUCGACGUUUCGAAGGAAACCAACACGUCUUUGAGAAGCCAAAAGGUAUCGACACCACCGAUCAGCGGCCAAGACCUCGAGUUAUGGAUGGCAGAAGACUAUGGCCAUGUGCCUUGCCUGGCCCCCGAUACCUACGCCAUUAUGACUUCCGCUUUCACUCGGCUCAACUGCGACAGCGAAUGUUGCGUUCCUUUUACCAACAGAGACUUUCCCCUUCUAAAACAUAUGCAAAUAUACAUACAAGUCUACUUCGAGGAGUUUCACCCCGUGUUCCCCUUGUUACAUAAGGCAACUUUCUCUCCUAGCAACGACAAAUGGGUGCUCAGCCUCGCAGUUGCUGCAGUUGGCUGUCUUUUCUCUCAGAAUUUGCGAUCAGUGGAGAACUUUUAUAUUCUGCAUGAGUUCCUACGCCGUGCAAUUCAUAUCCAGUAUGCUCAUGGUCAAUCGAAACAGUUGGAGCGAACUCAGAGUUCUCCGCCCGACAUUUGCAUCGUGCAAGCUGCUGUCCUAAACCAGGUCGGAAUGAUGUUUUCUGGAGACAUGAGAUUCGCUGAAAUCUCGCAGACUACAAUGGCAAUGGUUGCAACUAUGUGCCGGAAGAUGGCCUACUAUCAUGUUGGACCCGGUAUGCCAGCAGAAAGCGAUCCCUCUGUUUGUCAAACCUGGUCGGAAUGGAUUAAGAAGGAAAGUAGAUUGCGGCUCUUCUACUGUUCUUGGCUGCUAGACUGCCAGCAUAACUGGUUUUUCGCCCUCCCUAUCACGCUUCCUAUUGAGUUCCUUCAAUUUCCGAUGCCAUCACAUGAGUCUGCCUGGGAUGCGUCUUCUUCAGAUCAAUGGCAACAUAGUCUCAGAAAUAAUCCAAAUUCACACCCCUCUGCUCCUCUCCGCAAGAGGCUUUUGGAUCUCUACCGCGUCCAAGCGCCAUUACAGCUAGGGGCAUUCAAUACUCUUCUUCUGGUUAUGGGUGUAUACCGUGACGCUCCACGGCUACGUCGUACCACCUUAUACAUGAAUAUCCUCCAGCAAUAUGCUGAAACCUUACCGCCAUCGAAUCUUACGCAUGCUGUUUUAGAUCACAUUCACCUGGCGUCAGUAUUUCUUUACAUACCAUGCACAGAGCUUUUCGCUUUUUCGGGAUGGCGUGUGACGGAGGCCCAGCAAGCUAGAACUGCCACGAAGCUCCAAAGAUGGAUGCAAAACCAGAGUGAGGCAAGGACUGUACUCAUGCAUGCGUGUCAUGUAUGGUCAGCGAUCCGAAUGCGGCGCGCCGCAGCACAGCAUGAAAGCAUGGGGUUCUUACUCGCUUCAAUAACAAUAUGGGCCUUGAUCGAGCUUCAGAACAAGCCUAGUUCUAAUGAGAUAGAUGCUUUGCCAACGGUGCGAUUAGACAGGAAUAGCGAUGAUGUGAUGAGAUGGGCGGCAAGCACCGAGGCAAAACGCCUAUACCUGGGGGGCGUAGGGUGCUUGUGGGGUGAGGCCGCUAUUGCGAGGUUGGUAAGAGUGACUGUAGAGAUACUCGAUGGAGGCAUAGCUUGGCCACGGGCCAAGGCCACGGCUCCAGUCCUGCGACAGCAUUAUCUUUCAUGGCAACACAUCCGUCGGAGAACAGCAAUGCUAGGUCAAUCAUGA